Messenger RNA from Spodoptera litura, 1224 nucleotides. RefSeq names its product bromodomain-containing protein 3-like. The record is from RefSeq and is a predicted model, not a curated record. NCBI's taxonomy places the organism in Eukaryota, Metazoa, Arthropoda, Insecta, Lepidoptera, Noctuidae. Gene Ontology annotation, cellular component: chromatin; nucleus. Gene Ontology annotation, biological process: chromatin remodeling; regulation of DNA-templated transcription.
CCUAUACUUAUUAUACUCUUUGUCGUAAUCAAUCCUAUGAUAUUAAUGGAAUCCUGAUAAAUAUUCUAAUGAAAAAUUAAAAUACACACGUUUUCUACAUUUUCUAAUGCUGAUUUUAUAGAUUUUCCUUUUCAGUGCAAAAUGAAAAUUUUUACUAUGCCUAGAGACGCUCGUCAUUCUUGGGUCUUGUUUGGCCGCCAUGUCUGAAGUUCGUUGUGUCUUCGGAGGUCGUGUUGUGCUUCUCUUUAAUGUUUAUAGAUUUCAGUGAAUUUAGUUAUUAUAAGACGAUGAAUUUAUACAAAUAUUAAAGAACUAUGAUUUAGUUUAUUGUGUGGAGUGACUGUUACACUGGACCAAAUCGAUACAUUUUACGUUUGAAGAAGUUACUCUAACAUCGUAUUUUUAGUUCAUCCGCCAUAUUGGCGUUAAUAUCUCUUCAACUGAAGACAGUGCUGUGAAAUCAGCCUUUGGUGCUCCAAUAUCCUUACUUACUUCCCUACCCUGCAAUCAGAUGCAAGGUAGGAUUUUUAUUUGUCUAUGAAUGGGAUGACCUGCAUCUAGGUGCACAAGCACCAACAGAAUUUAUAUUAUGAUAGAAUGGUUUAGUGUUAUAAGAGGAUUUAGCUGAUGCCUCUUAGUCAGAAAUUGGAUGAGCCUCUUGUUACAAUUGAGAUUGCUGACUCCAGCACAAUGCAGCAGGCAGUCGAUCCUCUCGCUACCACCAGCACGCCCACGGCAGAGCCCGUCAAUGGCGCUCCGCCUGAUGAGCCGGCUCGGCGGCAGGGGCGGAUGACCAAUCAGCUGCAAUUUCUACAAAAGAAUGUGAUGAAGGCAGUAUGGAAACAUCAGUUUGCAUGGCCUUUCCACCAACCAGUAGAUGCAAAAAAAUUAAACCUUCCUGACUAUCAUAAGAUAAUUAAAAAGCCCAUGGAUUUAGGAACAAUAAAGAAGAGGCUUGAGUCCAAUUAUUACUAUUCAGCUCAGGAAUGUAUUCAAGAUUUCAACACCAUGUUCACCAAUUGCUAUGUGUACAACAAACCCGGCGAGGAUGUUGUAGUCAUGGCACAAACUUUGGAGAAGUUGUUUCUGAACCGGAUAGCGCAAAUGGAUAAGGAAGAAAAAGAAAUUGAGGCACCAUCGAAGGGUGGGAAGGGUGGAGUGAAGAAACGCGGCACGUCGACGCCAGGCGCAGUGGGCGCAGUGGCCGGGGCCGGGGCGGCGGGC